This is a messenger RNA of Penicillium brasilianum, 1353 nucleotides long. Lineage: Eukaryota; Fungi; Ascomycota; Eurotiomycetes; Eurotiales; Aspergillaceae. The record is from the annotation of a GenBank genome assembly.
AUGUCCAAACCCAUCCUUUUCAUCGGCGCAUCUGGCGCAAUGUGUAAGCUGGUCAUUGAGCGCUUCAUGAAAGCUAGCAAUGCACAGUUUAUUCUGGCCGAUAUCAACCUGGAACCUAUCGAGGAACUUCGCGCAACUCUUCCGGCAGGGCGGGCAACAUCACUUAAGCUUGAUCUGUUUAACCAUCAUGCACUCCUUUCCGCAAUCAAGGGCACAGCACUAGUUGUCCUCGGAGCAGGGCCAUACACUCGUACUUCACACCCAGUGAUGGAAGCCUGCUUGGAGGCUAAGGUUCCAUACCUUGAUUUCGACGAUGAUGUUGAGAGUACCCAGGCAGCCUUGGACAUGUCUGACCGCGCGAAGAAGGCAGGAGUGGCAUUCUUUAUUGGUUGUGGUGCCUCGCCUGGAAUGAACAACAUCCUUGCUGUUGAUGCGGCUAGAAGUCUUGAUAGUGUGACCUCUAUCGAGCUUUUCUGGCUGGUUGGUAAUGAGAAAUCUGGAGCCGGUAGGGCCGUCAUGGAACAUCUCAUGCAUAUUGCUUCCGGUCCUUGCCUGACUUGGGUCAAUGGCAAACCUGCGCUCACUGAAUCCUACCUGGAAACCAAAUAUGCGCCGAUCAUAGGCUCUGGCGAAAUGAUGCUUCAUGAGACCGCUCAUCCAGAGCCCGUUACCCUUCCCCGGCUUUAUCCCAACGCCGAUAGCAUCAGGUGUUACGGUGGUCUUUAUCCGCUAACCAAAUUUGGGUGUGCACGAGGCUUGGGUAACGCUGUGCGCAAGGGGUUUUUGCCUAUUGGUGAAGCAGGAGAUUUUCAGCUUAAGGCUCGGCACGGCGAUUUGCAACCGGAGAUCGGUGGCCAAAUUCUUCGUGAGCUUGAAGUCCAGUUGCCUGGCUUCAAGAUCGAUACUGAACCGGGUAUCCGGCUUCUCCAACAGGCCAAAGGAUCCAGUAAAGCUGCCUCUUAUGCUCUGGAAGGAGUAAUUGACCAAAUAAAGAGGGGGGAAACAUCCAAGGAAGAAGCGCGUGACUUCUUCAUCGAAGCUUCGGGCUACGCCGAAAAAGUGGAGACGGCAGGGGGCCUUCUGGUGCGAGCUAUCGGCUUCCGCAAUGGUCGUUCAACUACUGUCACCAAGCGCACGCCGUCGUGUGCCUUUAAGGAUUCGUAUCUGACGAAAAGCAUGGGGACCAUGACUGGGACAUCUUGCGCAGCCUUCAUGGUCCUGGCCCUUCAAGCUGGACAGACUCUGAGCGGCGUUUUCUGCCCCGAAAAUUGGGCCGAACCUCAGGCCUUCUACAAAGCACUUGAGACAUGUGGUGUCCCACAUACUCAAUUGCCGGAAACGUAUACAUAUUAG